CUUCCGUGUGAUCGGACGUUUUCUUCGGCGCCCCACAGGGGCGACAGACGACAGUAGUGACAGUAUUUAUAUUAUUGCUUGAGUGGGUCCUCUGUCAUCACCAUGGUCGAGCGUCUGGAUGCAGUGCAACCUGUGUAUCCACUUCCGCGCAUCGAGCAGAUUCCAGACGACGAGAUCGAUAGACCUGAGGCAAGCAACCAGAUUACGACAUGCUUCGAUGAGCUUCCUGCUGUUGUCUUCGGUGCAGCUUCGUUUUCUGCAUUUUACAACACGGACAAUCACAUUAGCAGUACGAAGCCCUUCCGGGCAACGAGGCUCGCAUUGAGGUACGGCAUUAACGCUUUCGAUACCUCACCGUACUACGGACCCUCCGAAAUUAUACUGGGGAAUGCAUUGAAAGCACUGGAAAGCGAAUUCCCUCGAUCCUCUUACCAGCUUAUAACGAAAUGUGGCCGCUUUGGAAGCACGCGGGCAGACUUUGACCUCACCUGGGCAGGCGUCCGCGCCAGCGUGGCACGCAGCCUCUCACGACUGUAUACAGACUACCUGGACGUGGUUUAUGUACACGACGUCGAGUUCAUAGCAGACGUUCGUGCACCACGCACAGUAGGGAAUCACCUCUCUGCCCUUGGAAGUGAGAGGGAAGCGUAUGGUCUCAAAGAGCAUCAGGCCGACCAAGUGCUCGGGGAGGGCGAUCAGGAGGUGUUGGGUGCAAUCGCAGCGCUGAGGGAACUCCAGGAAAGAGGGAUCGUGAGGAAAGUGGGAAUUAGCGGAUACCCCCUCCCGACACUCCUUCGUAUUGCCGUCCUGGUCCUCCACACGACAGGUAAACCACUUGACAUCGUGAUGUCAUACAGCCAUCUGAACCUUCAAAACCGGACGUUUGAGGCAUUCAAACCCGCCUUCCUGGAACGUGCCAAACUGAAGCAAGUCGUAUCUGCUUCACCGUUCAGCAUGGGCUUACUAAGUCCGAAACCGCCUGCGUGGCACCCUGCGUCAGAUGAAAUUAAGGUGGCCGUCGCAAAGGCUUUUGCUAUGCAUAACGAACGAAUUGGUGAGGGCAGCAUAAGUCCGACGAUCAGCGAACUUGCGUUGGGGUAUGCGUUCGGACAAGCGUUGAAAGCACAAACUCCAACGGUGAUCGGACUCAGCAGCGUCGAGGAUGUCCACGCAUGCGCUCGCAUUUGGCAACAAGUCCAGUCGGGAAACUUGAAGGCAGGAUGGGAGACACACGUCGAAGCUAUAACGCGCUUCUUCGAAGCAGAAAACGUACUCGACGAGUCUUGGGAAAACCCAUCUUUUUCUUGAAUUCCACGUUUUUGGGUGUGCAAUUGUUGUGGACAUGUAAAAUGGAGGAUGCACAAAUUAUUCUUACAGACACGAGUGUAUUGUAUAAUACAUACACAAGGAAGUGCGACUAGCGACCUUCGACCCGUCCAAAUCACCUCGUUUUGAUAAUACCCGCAUUGACGAGCUUCAUAAUCUUCUCGCGAAUGAUGGGGCUCUUCAUGUGAUCUUGCAAUGCAGCAGGGUUGCCCUGUGCCUGCUGGAGGAUUUGCUGCAUCACAGGAUCUGACAGCAACUUCUGGAUCCCUCAUUGCACGCUCCAGGGUUUGUUCCUCUGUCUCCCCAGCACGCUGGGCAAA
Messenger RNA from Pisolithus orientalis, 1646 nucleotides. Its product is annotated as Aldo/keto reductase family-domain-containing protein. Gene Ontology annotation, cellular component: cytosol. Gene Ontology annotation, biological process: dehydro-D-arabinono-1,4-lactone biosynthetic process. NCBI's taxonomy places the organism in Eukaryota, Fungi, Basidiomycota, Agaricomycetes, Boletales, Pisolithaceae. The transcript is spliced from 6 exons. The coding region runs from base 103 to 1308 and encodes 401 amino acids. Gene Ontology annotation, molecular function: protein binding; D-arabinose 1-dehydrogenase [NAD(P)+] activity. The record is from RefSeq and is a predicted model, not a curated record.